AUGUCGGAUUCUCAGCCAGAAAGCAAUGCUAUAGUGGUGGAUGCAAAUCCUAUUCAUACCUCAUCAUCCACAGUCGAUACACCCUUAAAUAGACUUUCUAGGGUUGCUCCAAAGUCUAUUCUAUGGCCACUCUUUUUCCUGUUCGGGAUUGCUAUGCUAAGUCCAUGGAAUACUUGGAUCACUGCUGCUCCAUUCUUUCAAGCCCGACUCGCUGGCAGUAUUUUUGCAAGCAAUUUUCAGAAUUGGAUUAGCAUUGCCUAUAUGCUGGCAAAUCUCAUCACACUUCUUAUGUUACUCAAGUACCAAGACAGGCUUAAUCCAGUGUAUCGACUCAUGGCAGGAUUUGUCAUCAUAGCAGUGGUGUUUACGAUCGCUUUAUGGAUGGUACACAUGGACACGCUGGAUGCGGUUGUUUAUUUCCUAUUGACGUUGGCACUUGUUAUUCUAACUAGUUUUGCCUCGGCAUUGUUGGCUGGAAUAAUGGGAUUUGCUGCGCUGUAUUCUGCCGACAUUGUUACAACGACUGUAUCUGGACAAGGUAUGUCUGGAGUUGUUCCUGCCUUGUCGCAGCUUAUUCUCAUGCUGUCAUCUCCACCAACUACCGAUAGCAUCACUGCCAUGAAUGACGCGAAGUCUCGCCUUAUGACCAUCACACAAGUAUAUUUUUCAGUUGGAGUUUUUAUUAGUACUGUUUCAUGUAUUGGAUACAUACUGCUACAACGAUCAUCUCAUACCGUAAAUGCAGAGCAUUCUUAUCAAGAAAUUCUGGCAGAGCCUCAGGAAAAUAAUGCUGAUGGCGAAAAUCAAAUGGUUGCACACUCUCCCAACUCAUCUAUUCAAGAUCAUCCAAUUUCUGUUACGGAAGGUGUACGCCGCAUAUGGGGUAGUGUUUAUCCACUGGCUUUGUCGUUGUUUUUGACAUUUUUCGUGACACUAGGACUCUUUCCAGGGAUCACAUCGCUUGUCCAGUCGACACGGACUCCUUACAGAACGCAGUUGCUUCCCCUUCAUUACUCUGAUACACGCUUUAAAGAGCUGUUUGUUCCUCUGCAUUUCCUUAUCUUUGCGGUUGCUGAUUUGAUUGGAAAGAGCCUUCCCAUGAUUCCAUCACUAUCUCGAUUCCAUCCCAAAUUACUACUGAAAGCAUCCCUAAUGCGAAUUGCACUUUUUCCAUUGCUCAUGAUUUGCAAUGUGGUGAUUACUGAUCGGACCGGAAUACCUCUUCCCAGAACACUCCCUUUGGUGUUUACCGACAUUUCGUAUUUCUUAAUUCUGGCCACUCUUGGAGUAUCAGGCGGAUGGUUAACUACGCUGGUAUUUAUUGCUGCUCCCGAAGCAAUCUCGACUAUAUCUCACACUGCUUCACCAAGAGAAUAUGAACGUGUGAUUCGAUUGGUAAACGAGCUGAUGGUGAUUACCACUGCCACUGGAUUGGUUUUUGGAAGUGCACUGUCGUUUCUGCUAAGAUGGAUAUUAUGUGGAUGUAAUCCAUUUCUUAGCUGAUUCUGGCCAGUAUCUUUUUGGAGCAAGUCUAAAUAAACUGAUUGAUAUUUAAAGCCAUACCGGCC
Messenger RNA from Batrachochytrium dendrobatidis JAM81, 1568 nucleotides. RefSeq lists its product as uncharacterized. Lineage: Eukaryota; Fungi; Chytridiomycota; Chytridiomycetes; Rhizophydiales. The record is from RefSeq and is a predicted model, not a curated record. The transcript has 4 exons. Bases 1 to 1503 code for a protein of 500 amino acids. Gene Ontology annotation, cellular component: fungal-type vacuole membrane. Gene Ontology annotation, biological process: nucleoside transmembrane transport. Gene Ontology annotation, molecular function: nicotinamide riboside transmembrane transporter activity; nucleobase transmembrane transporter activity.